ACGGCACCAGGUUCGAGGAAGUGUCAGCCCCCCAAGCCUGAAAUGAAGAUGGGUCCUUCUUCAGUCUGGCCCUUAAUUGCUUUCUUGGGCAUCUCUUCAUGUGCGGCUCGGCCCAGGGGCCGUAUCCUGGGCGGCCGGGAGGCUCCCCCCCACCAGAGGCCUUACAUGGUGUCGCUGCAGGUGGAUGGAAAACAUAUCUGCGGGGGCUUACUGAUCACGGACCAGUGGGUGCUGAGCGCCGCCCAUUGCCUGGAGGAUGCGGACAAUGGGACGUUCCAGGCCCUUGUGGGGGCGCAUUCGCUCUCGGCCCCUGAACCAAACAAGCGCCUCAUCGCUGUACGUCAACUCAUUCGUCAUCCUGGCAGCAGCCGAGACACUAACUUCGAUGACCUCUUGCUUGUGCAGCUUGAAGAGCAUGUGCCCCUGGGCCCAGAUGUGCAGCUCCUGAAUUACCAGAGAGAAGACCGAGAGGUGCCGGCUGGCACCCGGUGCGAAGUGGCCGGCUGGGGCAUCACAAGCAACAGUGGGAGGCGUCCAGACAAGCUGCAUGCUGUGGAGCUGGGCAUCAUCAGCCGGACAGAGUGCAAUUUACGGAAACACCACGACGGCAGUGUGACGGAAAAAAUGAUGUGCGCUGAAUCAAGGAAGAAGGAUUCUUGCAAGGGAGAUUCUGGAGGACCUCUUGUUUGCAACGGCAUUGCGGAAGGGAUCGUGGCCACUGGCUCCCGUAUUUGUGGCAACUGGAAGAAACCCGGAAUUUAUACCCGGAUCCCUCCCUAUGUUGACUGGAUUACUGGGGUCUUGGCUUCGAGCAAUUAACCACAUGGUGAAUGAAUGAAUGAAUGAAUGAAUGAAUACUUGCUUGGGAAUCUUUCAGCAUCAAGAAUGUAAGAUACAUGACAAACUUUACGAGAUUAAACACCAUUGAGAAAAGAGCUUCCUUAAGAGAGGUCAACACAGCAACAGAAAGUAGGGGAGGGUUUCCCUUUUCCAUUUGGGCACAGAAGAAAUACGGAAGUCAGACGAAACUGGAGAACAUCCAGAAGCACAUGGUGAAAAGAAGAGACAAAAUCCCAGGGUGUAAAAAAAAAAGAGAGAGAGAGAAGAAAAGCAAAAAAAGGUUUUAUUCCUUGGAAUACCUCUGAAUGAUAUAUUUCAGCUCUGAAUGAUAUAUUUCUAGGCCUUCUUCAGGAACUAUACCAAAAGUGAUCAAUACAACACAUUGGUUUACAUUUAUACUUUAAAAAAAUAUCUUAUUAAAUGUCGUAAAGCUGCAACUCUGC
Elgaria multicarinata webbii is the source of this 1283-nucleotide messenger RNA. RefSeq names its product complement factor D (gene CFD). The coding region runs from base 43 to 819 and encodes 258 amino acids. The record is from RefSeq and is a predicted model, not a curated record. Gene Ontology annotation, biological process: proteolysis. NCBI's taxonomy places the organism in Eukaryota, Metazoa, Chordata, Lepidosauria, Squamata, Anguidae. Gene Ontology annotation, molecular function: serine-type endopeptidase activity. The transcript has 5 exons.